CUGACAUUUGGUCAACCCGCCUUAGUGGCUCACGAAGGGUCCAAUGACCCGGAGCCUGCCAUGUUGAGCGGCCGCAACCUGUUCACGAAAUGGCUCUCCUUUCUGCGCCGCUGGUGCGUCUUUGGCAACCGCGCGCUCCUCCUCGGGAAUGUGCUGCUGCUCAUCAUGCUCUACAUGGCGCACUUUCAAAAGGAACUGGCUCGCAGAGAGGUGUUGGAAGCUGCCGUGCAGGACCUGCAAAGGGAGCUCGCGUCCACGCGAUCAUCUCUGCAGGAGACCAGAAGCCAGGUGCAGCUGCAAGGCGAGAAGGCCGUGAGGCUGCAAGCGGCGCAGCAGCUCUGCGAGCAGCGACGCCAAAUUUCCGCGAAGGAGCUCGACGAGCUGCGGGUUGUGGAGGAGGACGGCAGGAAGAAGCUGCAGGUCUGCAACGAGGACAUGGAUAUGUCCUUGGCAGCGUUGAACGCGUCGCGCGAGCAGCAGGCUCUGGUGGCAGAAGCGGUGCGUUGCUGCGAAUCCGUGCCUAUGUGCAACCUCUGCCGGAUGAGAAGAUAAAAUACAUGUCCAGUUCUUUGAGAA
Molecule: messenger RNA, 576 nt
Organism: Effrenium voratum
Lineage: Eukaryota; Dinophyceae; Suessiales; Symbiodiniaceae
Source: the annotation of a GenBank genome assembly